AUCCAAUUUGCCCUCCGCAUUUCUCCAUAUACUGAGCUUCCUCGGUGACCUUGACAACAUGCGGGAGAACAUUCACAAUGGGCUGGUUAACACACCGCCGUCCAGCGCUACCCACUCACUCAGAGAAGAAUGCGGCCUACAGUGAACAUGUCGAAGAUAUCACCCCAUCACCAACACAGCUGCAGACUCGCACAUUCCUAGACCGGGAAUACCCCAGUCAAGACCCCUCAACUGCAGACUCAGACCUCCCCUACAUCGACCCGGCAGUCCUCUCCCUCGUGGAAAAGUCCUGGAAUUCAGCUUUAACUGCAGACAAAUCACACAAUACAGAUACAAGUCCGCCAUUCCCACCCGCCUGGAUUGUAAUCGAUAAUAUCGUCUACGACUGCACAGAUUUCCAACACCACCACCCCGGCGGCUCCGUUGUGAUUCGCAGCUUCGUGGGGCAGGACUGCUCAUGGCAGUUUUGGAGGUUUCAUGGCAAAGAACAGAUGAAGAGGGCUGGAACAGGAUUGAGGAUUGGGAGGACGAGCGGAGUGAGGAAUCGAUUUACGGAGACUCCGAGAUAUGUUGGGUCGAGCAGUUUGGAUGAUUGGUGAUUAUCUGAUGCGUGUUAAUAGACUAUGAAUGUUGUAUACUAAGAUACUUGGUAUUUACAAAGACCAUCGAUACUGGAGAUCGGGUAUAUCGGUAGACUACCAGCUCAAUACUACUUAGAAUAGAAUAAGCAUA
Aspergillus versicolor CBS 583.65 is the source of this 732-nucleotide messenger RNA. Its product is annotated as cytochrome b5-like heme/steroid binding domain-containing protein. The record is from RefSeq and is a predicted model, not a curated record. Lineage: Eukaryota; Fungi; Ascomycota; Eurotiomycetes; Eurotiales; Aspergillaceae. The transcript has a single exon. Bases 78 to 599 code for a protein of 173 amino acids. Gene Ontology annotation, molecular function: heme binding. Gene Ontology annotation, cellular component: intracellular membrane-bounded organelle; membrane.